Molecule: messenger RNA, 1979 nt
Organism: Populus euphratica (Euphrates poplar)
Lineage: Eukaryota; Viridiplantae; Streptophyta; Magnoliopsida; Malpighiales; Salicaceae
Product: calcium uniporter protein 6, mitochondrial-like
Exons: 3
Coding region: 451-1455 (334 amino acids)
Biological process (GO): calcium import into the mitochondrion; mitochondrial calcium ion homeostasis
Cellular component (GO): uniplex complex
Molecular function (GO): calcium channel activity; uniporter activity
Source: RefSeq, a predicted model, not a curated record
UUUUAAGCAUUUCUUUUUGGUCGCCUGCAUUGAAUUUGCCUGGUCCUACCCUAACCUACCAGUCAUCCCUCCCCUCUCGACACUAUAAAUAGUUACUGUUUCCAACUGCCUGCUGCUUCCUCCCCUCCCCCUUCGUUUUCCCUUCGGGUUUAAUUUGUUUCCUUCCCCUUCACUUUUCCCUGUUGCUAAAAGCUAAAGGCUGGCUUCCCUACUUCCUUUUGUUUGAGAAAGUAAGUAUAAGAUAGAUGCUAUUUACUUCUUUCAGGAAAAGAAAGGGCAGAUCUGUCUGUCUGUCUGUCUGUGUAGAUGUAUCAGAGAUCAUGAGAGGUGAAGGAGAGGAGUCAGAAAGAAGAAAGGCCAAUAAGUUCUGGUAACUAUUGAGACCCAAACUAUUUAUUAUAGAGUACCAAUCCAAAGAGAUAGAUUUAAGGAAAGGAAAAAAAAAAAACAAUGUGGAGCAGAUUUUGGUCCUCCUCUGCCUCUGGGGUUUUGAAGCGCACCCUAUUGGCGGCCAACACUAAAUCCCUUUCAACAUCAGCGCGAUGCGUCACCAGGACCAUUGCUUCCUCUGCCUAUUCCUUUUGUUUUUCUGGUGGAGGAGGAGCUGCUGCUGCAACACCAUUUUGCAGCAAAAUCACAUCCUUUUGUUUCUCUUCCAUGAUCGAUGCUGAUGCUAAUGAUAAUGAUUCUUCACCCUCCUCUAAUAAUAGUAACAAUGAUAGUAAUAAAAAUGUUUUGAUAACAUGUGCGGAGGCGAAGAGGCUGAUGAGACAGGUGAAUGUGGAGGCUCUAAAGAUGAAGCUUGGCAUGGAAACCAAGGAAAUUAUCCCAUACUCAGACCUCCUUGAAGCCUGCCAAAGCAUGGGUGUUGCCAGAACUUAUGAUGAAGCCGUUACUUUUGCUCGUGUCCUUGACGAUGCUGGUGUCGUCUUUCUCUUCGGUGACAAAGUCUAUCUUCAUCCUGAUAAGGUGGUAUAUCUGAUUAGAAGAGCAGUGCCGCUUGCUCUAACUCCUGAGGACGACCCUGCAAGAGAGGAGCUAAAGAUACUUCAGGGGAAGAAAGAAGAAAUUGAUGUGCUGGCACAUAAGCAGGUUCGCCGCAUCCUUUAUAGUGGGUUGUGUUUAGCUUUAUUACAGGUUGGGCUGUUUUUCCGGCUAACAUUUUGGGAAUUUUCAUGGGAUGUAAUGGAACCUAUAGCUUUUUUUGGCACAACCGGUAGCAUAGUCAUAGGUUAUGCAUACUUCCUGAUCACUGCAAGAGAUCCAACUUACCAAGACCUGAUGAAGAGGCUAUUUCUCUCAAGGCAAAGGAAGUUGUUCAAGAAGCUGAAUUUUGAUGUUGAGAGAUUUAAGGAGCUACAACUUAAACUGAAAUCACCUCUGGAUGCCACUGCCUCUAUUAAAAAACGUGCAGGGAUGGAACUGGAACUGGAUGAUGCAAUACACAAGCAAUAACCUCUUGUUUUGUUUUGAAAGAAGCAUAUACAGGUCAUUCUCCUUGAAUAUUUCGAAGUCACUUGCAAGGCUACUUAGUAGAUCAAUCACCAGUUCCUCUUUCGACCUAUUGAAAUGCUCCAAAAUAUGUCAGUAAAACCUGCAACAUAUCCACGUAUCGAAUUGCCAUGUAACGAAAAUAUGAAGAACAACAUAUCUAAAUCCCUUCAUCAAUUAAUGCGGAGAGCUGGAUCUGCUCUUCCCUUCAUCAUAGCUCUCAAGCUAAUCCAGUAUAGAACAACUCUCUGCAGCCUCUGAUGUAGUGGAACUUCCUUCAGGUAUAUCUACCUUUUGAAGUUACCUUGGGGAAAGUAGAUUUGCAUUAUGGAUAGGGCGAACCUGUUGGUCCUGUGCAAUUCUGACAGCAAGAGAGGCCUUUUCUUCUUUAUAAUCUGAGCAGCAAUGAAGAUAAGACUACCUUUUUUUCACUCCUAUAGAUAGGAAGUGGAUUUCAUGCUUUGAGCACGAAAAAAUUAGGAUUCAAA